This is a messenger RNA of Gastrolobium bilobum, 1246 nucleotides long. Its product is annotated as alpha-soluble NSF attachment protein 2. Bases 185 to 1054 code for a protein of 289 amino acids. Gene Ontology annotation, biological process: SNARE complex disassembly; intracellular protein transport. Gene Ontology annotation, molecular function: soluble NSF attachment protein activity; syntaxin binding. Lineage: Eukaryota; Viridiplantae; Streptophyta; Magnoliopsida; Fabales; Fabaceae. Gene Ontology annotation, cellular component: SNARE complex; vacuolar membrane. The record is from RefSeq and is a predicted model, not a curated record. The transcript is spliced from 9 exons.
GGAAAAAAAAUUUCUUCCAAAAUUGACAUUUGUCUCUGAAACCCUUUACGUUGCUUCUUUUUUCUGAUUUGCAGGUUUUUGGACUUGGUUGUCAACAAAGUCUAUCUGUAAUAUCUAUGAAUAUUAAUCUUAUUCUUCUCCUUGCAACUUCAACACUUCAUUGAUCCAUUCCAAUCUGAGAGAAAUGGCCGAUCAGUUAGCGAAGGCCGAAGAUUUCGAGAAGAAAGCUGAGAAGAAGCUCACCGGCUGGGGCUUGUUCGGUUCCAAAUACGAAGACGCUUCCGAUCUCUUUGAUAAAGCUGCUAAUUCCUUCAAGCUCGCUAAAUCAUGGGACAAAGCUGGAUCGACAUACCUUAAGUUGGCAAAUUGUCAUUUGAAGUUGGAAAGCAAGCAUGAAGCUGCGCAGGCUUAUGUUGACGCUGCUCAUUGCUACAAAAAGACUAAUAUAAACGAGGCUGUAUCUUGCUUAGACCAUGCUGUAAAUCUUUUCUGUGAUAUUGGAAGACUCUCUAUGGCUGCUAGAUAUUUGAAGGAAAUUGCUGAGUUGUAUGAGUCUGAACAGAAUAUUGAGCAGGCUGUUGUUUACUUUGAAAAAUCAGCUGAUUUUUUUCAAAAUGAAGAAGUUACAACUUCUGCAAACCAGUGCAAACAAAAAGUUGCCCAAUUUGCUGCUCAGCUGGAACAAUAUCAGAAGUCGAUUGAGAUUUAUGAAGAGAUAGCUCGCCAAUCUCUCAACAAUAAUUUGCUGAAGUAUGGAGUUAAAGGACAUCUUCUUAAUGCUGGCAUUUGCCAACUCUGUAAAGGGGAUGCUAUUGCUAUAAACAAUGCAUUAGAGAGAUAUCAGGAAUUAGAUCCAACAUUUUCAGGAACACGCGAAUAUAGAUUAUUGGUGGAUAUUGCUGCUGCAAUUGAUGAAGAAGAUGUUGUGAAGUUUACUGAUGUUGUCAAGGAAUUUGAUAGCAUGACCCCUCUGGAUUCUUGGAAGACAACACUUCUUUUGAGGGUGAAGGAAAAGCUGAAAGCCAAAGAACUUGAGGAGGAUGAUCUUACUUGAGUUGCACCUUAGUAUUCUUAUGGUUGGACUUAAUGUUUGAUGAUUUGUUUUGUACUAUGCUUGUCUAUCCUGUUGUUCCAUCUUACACACCUACUUAGAGAGUGUACGUGCUUUGGUUUCUAUUGAAUUGGUUUGACCGAAUUCUAUACAAGAGUUUUUAAUGAAGUUGCUGGAGUCUGAUCUUAUCCAAUC